CCUCUGCUUCUCUCUCCUCUCUCUCUCUAAACUUCUAGAGCCCCCUUCUCUCUCUCAGCCCCACCACCAUCCUCCAUGACACCAUGACCCAUCCUUUCCUCUUAUUCUACUCCUCCUAAUUCUUUUUUUCACAUUCUAAUAUAUUUGGAAAAUCUCUCUCUCUCUCUCUCUUUCUCUGAGCAAAGCGUAGAGAACCGAAGGAAAAAAAGAAAAAGAGAGAAUCUCAAAGACCCCCCAUAUACCGGAGCAGAUGGCUCGGAGAGAACGGGGGACCCUGGGGGACACCAAGCGGGAGACGGACGGCAACUUCCUGCGGUUCUCGUCCUCCGCCUCGAUGACCACCGCCGAUCUCCCCUCCCCCUUCGGCCAAUUGGGCUGCGCCGUCUCCGAUCCGGAGCUCCGCGACACCGCCUACGAGAUCUUCGUCGGCGCCUGCCGUUCCACCGGCAGCAAGCCCCUUACCUACAUUCCCCAGUCCGAGCGAACCCCGCCCUCCGCCGACCGCGCGCAGUCCUCGCCGGCGUCCUCGUCGCCACUCCAGCGCUCGCUCACCUCGACGGCGGCCAGCAAGAUGAAGAAGGCCCUGGGGAUCAAGUCCUCGAAGAAGAGCCCCGGCAAGGAGGUCAGCCCGGCCAAGGGCUCCAAGCGCCCGGUGACUGUCGGCGAGCUGAUGAGGAUCCAGAUGGGGAUCUCCGAGCAGGCGGACAGCCGGAUCCGUCGGGGGCUGCUCCGGGUUGCCGCGAGUCAGCUUGGGAGACGCAUGGAGUCCAUGGUUUUGCCAUUAGAGUUAUUGCAGCAGUUUAAGGUUUCAGACUUUGCUGAUCAACAAGAAUAUGAAGCCUGGCAGCUUAGAAACUUGAAGAUUCUUGAGGCUGGAUUACUUGUACACCCUUUUCGUCCAUUAGAAAAAUCAGAUGUUGCAGCACAGCGACUAAGACAGAUCAUACGUGGAGCUUCAGAGAGGCUGCUCGAAACAGGAAGAAAUUCAGAGUCAAUGCAGGUUCUACGCAGUGCUGUAAUGGCCCUUGCUUGCCGGACUUCUGAUGUAUCUAUCUCAGAUACAUGCCACUGGGCAGAUGGUUUUCCACUGAAUCUCCAUCUGUACCAAAUGCUGCUAGAAGCUUGUUUUGAUAACAGUGAGGAAGGAUCAAUAAUCGAUGAAAUCGAUGAGGUUCUAGAGUUGAUAAAGAAGACUUGGACUAUACUGGGGAUAAAUCAGAUGCAUCAUAAUCUCUGCUUUACCUGGGCUUUAUUUCACCGUUUUGUUACAACUGGCCAAGUAGACAUUGAUCUACUGUUUGCAGCUGAUACUCAGUUAGCUGAAGUUGCAAAGGAUGCCAAAGCAACAAAAGAUUCAGCUUAUUCUAAGAUAUUGAGCUCAACAUUGAGCUCAAUAAUGGGAUGGACAGAGAAGAGACUUCUUGCUUACCAUGAUACCUUUAAUCCUAGUAAUAUUGAAUCUAUGCAAAGUAUUGUUUCUUUAGGAGUAUCAGCUGCCAAGAUAUUAAUGGAAGAUAUUUCACAAGAGUAUCGUCGUAAGAGGAGAGAAGAAACUGAUGUAGCUCGCAGCAGGAUUGAUACCUAUAUUCGAUCCUCACUCCGUACUGCUUUUGCUCAGAGAAUGGAACAAGCAGACUCAAGCAGGCGAUCAUCAAAAAACCAGAUGGCUCCCACUCCAGUUCUUGCCAUCCUUGCAAAGGACAUUGGUGAUCUAGCAAGCAAGGAAAAAACACUAUUCAGUCCUAUAUUGAAGAAAUGGCAUCCUCUAGCUGCAGGUGUUGCUGUUGCUACCCUUCAUUCAUGUUACGGUAAUGAACUUAAGCAGUUUAUAUCUGGUGUCAUGGAACUGACACCAGACACAGUCCAAGUGCUUAAAGCUGCAGACAAAUUAGAGAAAGAUCUUGUACAUAUUGCUGUUGAAGAUUCCGUUGAUAGUGAUGAUGGUGGUAAGUCAUUAAUCCGUGAGAUGCCUCCUUAUGAGGCUGAAUCUGCGAUUGCCAAUCUUGUGAAAAUGUGGAUAAAGACAAGAGUAGACAGACUGAAGGAGUGGGGUGACCGGAACUUGCAGCAAGAGGUUUGGAACCCCAGGGCAAAUAGAGAGAAUUGUGCUCCUUCUGCAAUUGAAGUUCUAAGAAUAGUUGAUGAGACCUUAGAUGCCUUCUUUCAACUGCCUAUACCAAUGCACCCGGCCUUGCUUCCAGACUUGACGAUUGGACUUGACAGAACUCUGCAACAUUACAUUUCCAAGGCAAAGUCCGGCUGUGGAACACGAAAUACUUUUAUCCCUGCACUGCCAUCAUUAACCAGAUGUGAGGUUGGUUCAAAAUUGUGGAAGAAAAAAGAGAAAUCACACACCUUACAGAAAAGGAGAUCACAAGUUGGAUCAAUGAAUGGAGAUAAUUCUUUUGGUUUGCCACAGCUAUGCGUACGUAUGAAUACGCUUCAUCAUAUCCGAAAAGAGCUGGAUAAUCUGGAGAAGAAAAUAACAACUUGUUUAAGGAAUGUUGAAUCUGCCCAGGCAGAUGCAUCAAAUGGGUCAGGCAUCAAGUUUGAGAUUUCUCUAGCUGCUUGUCAAGAAGGGAUUCAGCAACUGUGUGAGGUAACGGCAUACAAGGUGAUCUUCCAUGAUCUAAGUCAUGUUCUGUGGGAUGGCUUAUAUGUUGGUGAGACUGCUGCUUCAAGAAUAGAUCCUUUACUGAAAGAACUUGACCCUACUCUGGAGAUGAUAUCGAGCACUGUGCAUGACAGAGUGCGAAAUCGUGUGAUAACUGCACUAAUGAAAGCUUCUUUUGAUGGGUUUUUGCUAGUGCUUCUUGCAGGUGGUCCAUCCCGUGCUUUCUCUUGCCAAGAUUCUCGGAUAAUAGAGGAGGAUUUCAGGUCUCUCAAAGACUUGUACUUGGCUGAUGGUGAUGGGUUGCCAGGGGAGUUGGUUGAGAAGGCUUCAACCCACGUGAGAAAUGUGCUACCUCUAUUCCGCACAAAUACAGAAAGCCUUAUCGAGCGGUUCAAAUGUAUGAUGGCAGAGACAUAUGGUUCAGCAGCCAAAUCCAGGUAUCCAUUACCACCUACUUCGGGGCAUUGGAGCCCGACUGAGGCCAAUACAAUUUUGCGUGUUUUGUGCUAUAGGAAUGAUGAAGCUGCCACAAGGUUUCUUAAGAAAACUUAUAACCUCCCCAAAAAGCUGUGACAUCUUGGAUUGGUCCAUAACAUCCGUGGCAGAUCAGUCAGUGAUGGUCUGGAAGACUUGCUUGUAGUCGCUCUCUAUAUCUAUGUUAUCAGCCUUGAUAAGAGAAUAUUCUCAAGCUCUGUGGUGGUUCUGAUUGCACCUUGUGUAGCAUAUUACAAAUAUUUAAAGCAGUUUAGCAGAAUUGCCUUCUCGGCUAAUGCUUGCAAUGCCACAUUGCUCUCAGGACUUUCUGAGGCAGGCUUCAUUCAGUGUAAUUUGACUUACCAAAUGAGCAUCAGUGUGGUUUGAGUAGAAAUGUCAGGUGGAAGGUGGAUGAGCAUCGUACCGUUCUUUGAUAGAAUCACAAUCUGAUGGAGGUUAAGAUGUUACACUUGCCACAUUUAGAAGCAUUCUUUUGUUUAGUUGGAGCUUUUCAGUUUCUCAUUAUAUUCUUCUGUUUCUAAUCUGGUCCUUCGCUGAAUAUUGUAUUCCUGUGAGAAGUUGAUCUAUUGUGAAGUAGUUACUUGAUAGCUCUUUUACUGCUUAUGCAUCGUAUGUCUAAUGUAUCGAGAGAUUUAUGGUUUGUAUUGGGUGUAAAUUUACUAUAUCCUCUUUUUUCAGUUUGUGCGA
Molecule: messenger RNA, 3796 nt
Organism: Elaeis guineensis (African oil palm)
Lineage: Eukaryota; Viridiplantae; Streptophyta; Magnoliopsida; Arecales; Arecaceae
Product: protein unc-13 homolog
Source: RefSeq, a predicted model, not a curated record